AUGGCGGACAAUAGGGAGGCUGUUUACUGUACGCUCUUAAUGAGUGACAACUAUCUCCCAGGUGCUAUGGUACUUGCCCAUUCCCUUCGAGACAAUGGCACCAAAGCAAAGAUUGUGGUUCUUGUCACCUUAGAGACACUGGAAGUAUCGACCAUCCAGGAGCUGAAGUCUGUUUAUGAUGAAGUAAUUCCGGUUACUCGGGUGGUCAACGUGUCUCCAGCCAACCUUUAUUUGAUGGACCGGCCUGAUCUUAUAUCCACAUUUACGAAAAUCGAGCUCUGGAAACAGGUUCAAUAUCGGCAGAUUGUCUAUAUCGAUGCCGAUAUUGUAGCACUACGAGCUCCAGAUGAAUUGCUUACUCUCGAUACCCACUUCGCUGCAGCCCCAGACAUUGGAUGGCCAGACUGCUUCAAUUCUGGUGUGAUGGUGUUUCGACCAAAUUUGCAGGACUACUACUCCCUGCUUGCAUUUGCACAGAGGGGCAUCAGCUUUGAUGGUGCAGAUCAAGGUCUCUUGAACAUGCAUUUUAAGAAUUGGCAAAGGUUGAGCUUUGCCUAUAACUGCACGCCUAGUGGGCAUUAUCAGUAUAUUCCAGCGUUCCGGCAUUUUCAAAGCACUAUCAGUUUAGUGCACUACAUCGGACAGCAAAAGCCGUGGACCAUGCCCAGACAAACAUACCCCGUGGAAGGCCCUUAUAGUCAACUACUUGCGAGAUGGUGGGCAGUAUACGAUCGUCAUUAUCGCCCGGUGUCUUCAGUGGUCAAACCCACAGCACUACAGCCGUCGAGUAAGCACACGACAAACCAGCGCUCCAUACAUAAAAACUCCAAUAUUUCUGGACAAUUGACUUUUGUGCCCGCAGUUACUAUUUCUAAGCCGCCAGCGCCAGAAUCUCAAGCCGCAGCAGAGAAAUUGCAGCCUGAAUGCCGGUCCACCAUACCAGCUUUCACUAUUCAGAAGCCAUUAACUUUCCAACCAGGUGAGCAUGCGUAUGUUGCAAGUCCUGCGUUACCAAAUGAAUCGUCAGAAUCAGCUUCAGAGACUACUUCCAUUCUCAACGAGGACUUGCAGUCUCCCGUUACCCAAGAUCAUCUCUACGCUCCUGAACUGCCCUUGAGUGUCGUUCCGCAAUAUGUGCACGGUGAAAGACAUACUGUUGUUCAUCGCCCUAUAUUGACCAUUAAUCUUCCUGUUAAAACUGGCGACUUUGCCUCAAAAAGACCUGCCUGUUCCCUGAUUCCCGUUGCUCUAUCCUCAAAAGAACACCUCCUAUCCGAUGUUGAACCUCCACCUGCUUUAGAAGCCAACUGCCCCAUUGAAUCCACUGAUGCAAAAAAAGAAGAUCUUGAAAAUACUAUUACACAAACGUCGCGUAUUUUUCAUCCCCCAAUGCAUGUAUGGGAUGCUUCACGGUAA
Ophidiomyces ophidiicola is the source of this 1416-nucleotide messenger RNA. Its product is annotated as glycogenin glucosyltransferase. NCBI's taxonomy places the organism in Eukaryota, Fungi, Ascomycota, Eurotiomycetes, Onygenales, Onygenaceae. The transcript has 5 exons. Gene Ontology annotation, cellular component: cytoplasm. Bases 1 to 1416 code for a protein of 471 amino acids. Gene Ontology annotation, molecular function: glycosyltransferase activity. The record is from RefSeq and is a predicted model, not a curated record.